This is a messenger RNA of Phyllostomus hastatus (greater spear-nosed bat), 8292 nucleotides long. RefSeq names its product growth regulating estrogen receptor binding 1 (gene GREB1). Gene Ontology annotation, biological process: multicellular organism development. The transcript has 34 exons. The coding region runs from base 316 to 6162 and encodes 1948 amino acids. The record is from RefSeq and is a predicted model, not a curated record. NCBI's taxonomy places the organism in Eukaryota, Metazoa, Chordata, Mammalia, Chiroptera, Phyllostomidae.
GGGGGCAGGGAGAGCUGACCAGGGGCUGUGACCGAUGGUGAUUUAUUUCAUUUAUUUCUUACGCGAAUAUAUAUCCGCAGCAGCGUGGCGACACCUCGGGACUGGCUGGUUCCUGGGCACACGGGGGCUCCUGGUGCGGCUCUCCCUGGGGAGGUUCCUGGGAUCAUCGGCCUGCCUUUGGCUUAAAGAAACAAAGAAAUCUCGAGUUUUGCGCCUCCAGCCCUGGGCUCCGGCUGGGGGCCACCUCUGCUGCAGUCGCCAGAGAGGUCUGGCAAAGACUUAUGUGAGAAGACCCCGCCGGCGGGCCUUCGGAAGAUGGGGAACUCCUACGCCGGCCAGCUGAAGGCCACGCGGUUCGAGGAGGUGCUGCACCACUCCAUCGAGGCCUCGCUGCGCUCCAACAGCCUGGUGCCGCGGCCCGUCUUCUCCCGGCUCUACCUGGAGGCCGAGCAGCAGCUCGCCGCCCUCGAAGGCAGUAGCCGCGUCGACAAUGAGGAAGAGGAAGAUGAGGCGGAAGGAGGGCUGGAGCCUAGCUGUCCCCCAAACCCCUACCAGAUGCACCCUCCACCGGAAGGAUGCUGCACCAUGGACGGCUUCUGCCAGGCCGGGAAGGACCUGCGCCUCGUCUCCAUCUCCACCGACCCCAUCGACGUCCCCGCGGGCUUCCUGCUGGUGGGGGCCAAGGCCCCCGGCCUGCCGGACCAGCUGCUGGUGUGCGCCGUGGACCAGCGGUUCCUGCCGGACGACAGCGGGCACAACGCCCUUCUGGGAUUCUCUGGGAAUUGUGUUGGCUGCGGGAAGAAAGGCUUCUGCUACUUCACGGAGUUCUCCAAUCACAUAAACCUCAAGCUGACCACUCAGCCCAAGAAGCAGAAGCACUUGAAGUAUUACCUGGUCCGCAACGCCCAGGGGGCUCUUACCAAAGGGCCUCUCAUUUGCUGGAAAGGCUCAGAGUUCAGAGGCCGGCAGACCACCGCUGGCCCGUGCUCCAGUUCCCUCUUCCCGCUGCUGGACAGCUCCGGGCCCCUGGCCGCCUUCUCCGGGGAGCCCACUCCCGGAACGAACCUCAGCAUCCCCCCGGGGGCACAGCCCGCAGGACCGGCCUCUGGUCACCCCCCUCUCACCGUAGCCACGGGCCCAGCUGUCUUCAACGGCCAGGACUCCCCGAAGCACCAGCAGCUGGUGAAGAGCAAGCUGUCGGCGGUGACGCGGCCCUCGGCGCUAGGUAUCUUGUCCAACUCCGGGCCCCCCAAAAAGCGCCACAAAGGGUGGUCUCCAGAAUCUCCAUCAGCUACAGACGGUGGCUACCCCCAGGGUGGUGGGAACAGAGCUAAGUAUGAGGGUGCGGGCAUGUCCUGCCUGCCCCCGGCUGGCUGGGCGGGACCAGCUGCAGUCACCUUUCCCGUGGUGGCCUCCGGGGAGCCAGUGUCUGUCCCGGACAACUUGCUGAAGAUAUGCAAGGCCAAGCCAGUGAUAUUUAAAGGCCACGGGAACUUCCCUUACCUGUGCGGGAACCUGAACGACGUGGUGGUGAGCCCGCUCCUGCACACCUGCUACCAGAGCUCGCAGUCCCUGGCCCGGGCGCACGAGCAGUACGGGGCCUCCGCCCUGCAGCCCAUCUCGGAGGAGACGCAGCUGCUGCUCACCGUCUACUACCUGGUGCAGCUGGCGGCCGACCAGGUGCCCCUGAUGGAGGACCUGGAGCAGAUCUUCCUGCGCUCCUGGCGCGAGUCGCACCUGACGGAGACCCGGCAGUACCAGCAGGCGGUGCCGCUGCAGCCCUUCCCGCCCACGCCCAGCGCCGUGGCGCCGGUCACCUCCGCGCAGCUGCCCUGGCUGGCGGGCCUGGCCGCCAGCUCCUGCAAUGACAGCGUGCACGUCAUCGAGUGCACCUACUCCCUGGCCGAGGGGCUCUCCGAGAUGUUCCGGCUGCUGGUCGAGGGCAAGCUGGCCAAGACCAACUACGUGGUGAUCAUCUGUGCCUGCCGGAACGCCGCCAUCGACUCCUGCAUCGCGGUCACCGGGAAAUACCAAGCCCGCAUUCUCUCCGAGAGCCUCCUCAGCCCCGCGGAGUACCAGAAGGAAGUCAGUUAUGAGCUGGUUACGGGCAAAGUGGACUCCUUGGGAGCCUUCUUUAGCACCCUCUGUCCAGAGGGUGACAUUGACGUGUUGCUGGACAAAUUUCACCAGGAAAGUCAAGGCCACAUUUCUUCUUCACUCACUGCCGCCUCUGUCACCAAAUCAGUGUCCCUGGAUGUCGGAGGGGUGCCGGCGUGCACGAGUUACAGCCCGGAGCCGCCCCGCGUCCGGCCCUUCCAGCUGGCCGUGGCCCAGAAGCUGCUCUCCCACGUGUGCUCCGUCGCGGACGCCAGCACCCAGAACCUGGACCUGGGGUCCUUCGAGAAGGUGGACUUCCUGAUCUGCGUCCCGCCCUCCGAAGUGGCCUACCAGCAGACGCUGCUGCACGUCUGGCAUUCGGGGGUCUUGCUGGAGCUCGGCUUGGAAAAGGAGCACGUGAGCAAGCAGCAGGUGGAGCAGCACGUGCUGAAGCUCGAUGCCGAGGCGCAGACCAAGUUCAAGUCCUUCCUGCAGAGCGCCUUCCAGAACCCACACACGCUCUUCGUCCUCGUCCACGACCACGCCCACUGGGACCUCGUGAGCGCCGUGCACAACCUCUACCCCCAGAGCGACCCGUCGGCGGGAUGGGUGGACAGGCUGCUCAACUGCAGGGAGGUGAAGGAGGCCCCCAACAUCGUGACCCUGCACGUGACCUCCUUCCCCUACGCGCUGCAGACGCAGUGCACCCUCAUCAGCCCCUACAACGAGAUCCACUGGCCGGCCUCGCACAGCGACGGCGCGGACUUGUAUCCUGAGAGCAAGAAGUACUUCGGGCUGUCGGAGUUCAUCGAGUCGACCCUUUCGGGGCACAGCCUCCCCUUGCUGAGAUACGACAGCUCCUUCGAGGCCAUGGUCACUGCGCUGGGGAAAAGGUUCCCACGCCUGCACAGCGCCGUCAUCCGGACCUUCGUCCUGGUGCAGCACUACGCGGCUGCCAUGAUGGCGGUGAGCGGCCUCUCGCAGAUGAAGAGUUACACCUCGGUGGAGACGCUGGAGAUCACCCAGAACCUCCUCAACGCGCCCAAGCAGUGCCCCUGCGGCCACGGGCUCAUGGUCCUGCUGCGGGUGCCCUGCCCGCCGCUGGCGGCCCUGGCCUACGAGCGCCUGGCCCACGUGCGCGCGCGGCUGGCGCUGGAGCGGCACUUCGAGAUCAUCCUGGGCAGCCCCAGCUCCGGCCUCACCGUCGGGAAGCACUUCGUGAAGCAGCUCAAGAUGUGGCAGAAAAUCGAGGAUGCGGAGUGGAGACCUCAGACUUACCUGGAGCUGGAGGGCCUGCCUUGCAUCCUGAUCUUCAGUGGGAUGGACCCGCACGGGGAAUCCCUACCGAGGUCUCUGCGGUACUGCGACCUGCGUCUGAUCAACUCGUCCUGCUUGGUGAGGACGGCGCUGGAGCAGGAGCUGGGCCUGGCCGCCUACUUCGUGAACAGCGAGGGGCCCCUGGAGAAGGGGCCCCAGGGCGAGGGCGUGGAGAGCGACGCAGAGAAGCUGAGCAGCACGGACAACGAGGAGGAGGAGCUGGUGACGGAAGGCUGCCCCUCGGAGAAGAGGAGCCCCGUGAAGAGGGGGCGGUCCUGCUCCCACGAGUCGGCAUCCUCCGGCUUCUCCUCGAAGGCGCCCGGCUCAGCACUUGGCGGCGAGACCUCGGCUCAGCUGGGGGGGCCCUGGCAGGGGGAGCAGGCCCGGUCCCCACAGCCCUGUGGCCCUUCAGAGGAGGGCAGGGCCCCCGGCGACAAGCAGAGGCUCCGAGGCGGUCAGGGGCCCCCGUCGGGCGUGAGCAGGCACAGCCCCGGGCUGGCCCCCCAGCAGCCUGACUCCGGCCUCAAGACCAGCCAGAGGGGCGUCCAGGUGCAGGUUGCCUCGUCAUCCCAGCUCUCCUCCUCCUCGUCCGCCACGCCUGCCACCGGCCCCCAGGCCCCGCAGGCCCCCCGGUGCUCCCUGGCCAAGGCCUGCCGGCAGCCGCCCGUCGUCUUCCUGCCCAAGCUGGUGUAUGACAUGGUCACGGCCACGGACAGCGGCGGCUUGCCCAAGGCCGCCUCGCUGCUGCCCUCCCCCUUGGUCAUGUGGGCCAGCUCCUUCCGCCCGCUGCUCAGCAAGACCAUGACCUCCACGGAGCAGUCCCUGUACUACCGGCAGUGGACGGUGCCGCGGCCCAGCCACAUGGACUACGGCGGCCGCGCCGAGGGCCGCGUGGACGGCUUCCACCCCCGCCGGCUGCUGCUCAGCGGGCCCCCUCAGAUCGGGAAGACAGGCGCCUACCUGCAGUUCCUCGGCAUCCUGUCCAGGAUGCUCGUCCGGCUCACGGAGGUGGACGUGUACGACGAGGAAGAGAUCAACAUCCACCCCCGAGAGGAGCCCGACUGGCACUACCUGCAGCUCAGUGACCCCUGGCCAGACCUGGAGCUCUUCAAGAAGCUGCCUUUCGACUACAUUGUUCACGACCCCAAGUACGAGGACGCCAGCCUCAUCUGCUCUCACCACCCGAGCGUGAAGAGUGAAGAUAGGGGGGCGCCCCGGAGGCCGGAGGACCUCUACGUGCGGCGCCAGACGGCGCGCAUGCGGCUGUCCAAGUACGCGGCCUACAACACCUACCACCACUGCGAGCAGUGCCACCAGUACAUGGGCUUCCACCCCCGCCACCAGCUCUAUGAGUCCACCCUGCACGCCUUUGCCUUCUCUUACUCCAUGCUAGGAGAGGAGGUCCAGCUGCACUUCAUCAUCCCCAAGUCCAAGGAGCACCACUUCGUCUUCCGCCAGCCCGGAGGCCAGCUGGAGAGCAUGCGGCUGCCCCUCGUCACGGACCAGAGCCACGAACACAUAAAGAGCCCGACGUUCACCCCGACGACCGGCCGCCAUGAGCACGGGCUCUUCAACCUGUACCACGCAAUGGACGGCGCCAGCCACCUGCACGUGCUGGUCGUCAAGGAGUACGAGAUGCCCGUGUACAAGAAGUACUGGCCCAACCACAUCAUGCUGGUGCUCCCCAGCGCCUUCAACAGCGCCGGCGUGGGCGCCGCCCACUUCCUGAUCAAGGAGCUGUCCUACCACAAUCUGGAGCUGGAGCGGACCCGGCAGGAGGAGCUUGGCAUCAGGCCGCAGGACAUCUGGCCCUUCAUCGUGAUUUCCGAUGACUCCUGCGUGAUGUGGAACGUGGUGGACGUCGAUGGUGGUGGGGAGAGGAGCAGCAGAGAGUUCUCCUGGUCGGAGAGGAACGUCUCCUUGAAGUACAUCAUGCAGCACAUCGAGGCGGCCCCCGACAUCACGCACUACGCCCUGAUCGGCAUGCGGAAGUGGUCCAGCAAGGCCGGCAGCCGAGAGGUGCGCGAGCCCUUCUCCCGCUGCCACGUGCACGACUUCGUCGUUCUGAACGUGGACCUGACCCAGAACGUCCAGUACAACCAGAACCGGUUCCUGUGUGACGACGUCGACUUCAACCUGCGGGCGCACAGCGCCGGCCUGCUGCUCUGCCGCUUCAACCGCUUCAGCGUGACGAAGCAGCAGAUCGCGGUGGGCGGGCACCGCGCCUUCCACAUCGCCGCCAAGGCGCCGGACAGCUCCGCCGCCGUGGUGCCCGCGCAGUACGUCUGCGCCCCGGACAGCAAGCACGCGCUCCUGGCGGCGCCCGCGCAGCUGCUGCUGGAGAAGUUCCUGCAGCACCACAGCCGCCGCUUCUUCCCGCUGGCCCUCCAGAACCACGGCCACCCCGUGCUCUCGGUGGACUGCUACUUGAACCUGGGGCCCCAGAUUUCCGUGUGCUACGUGAGCUCCCGGCCCCACUCCUUGAACGUCAGCUGCUCCGACUUCAGGUUCAGCGGGCUCCUGCUCUACCUCUGUGACUCCUUCGUGGGCGCCAGCUUCUUGAAGAAGUUUCACUUCCUGAAAGGUGCGACCUUGUGCGUGAUCUGUCAGGACAGGAACUCGCUGCGCCAGACCGUGGUCCGCCUGGAGCUGGAGGACCAGUGGCAGUUCCGCCUGCGUGACGAGUUCCAGACCGCCAACGCCAAGGAGGACCGGCCGCUCUUCUUUCUGACGGGGCGGCACGUCUGAGGGGCGGGGACUCGGACACCGCGGCAGGUUUUGGGGAAGAGUGGAGCCUUCGGAACUUUGUGCUGUUGGGGCUCGAGGAAGAAUUGGAAGCGUGGGGUGUUGGAACUGAAACGGGCCCCAGAGCUGGUCCCAUGCAGGCCAGCAGACCGAGGCCCAGGGGUGAUGAAGACUCACGGCGAGUGAGGAGGGCCUGUGGGUGGCGCACAGGAAGUCAGACCCAGUGUCCCAGGUUCUGGGCCGGCUGCGCUGCCCUGGGUUGGGUCAGAGUCCAUUUCACCAAGAACAGAGUUUUGCCUAUUGUCAUGUCAUCCAUGUGCUUCCACAGACGAACUUGACUUUUCUUAGCUCCAAAUCUCGUGGGUUAUUCUAUAGAGGUGCCAGUGUUUCCAGACGAUGGGGUACGGUCUGAGCUCUGUAGGGUUUCCGCUGUGCUACAAAGCAAUAUCCCAGAAGAACUUUUCAACUGUAAAGGCUGGAGACGAGGGAGAAAAGUUUAAGUGGGUCACUGCAUAAGAAUUAUGUGAUUGCUUAGAAGUUUGCUUUUUAAAAAGCUAGCCCAAAGGUGUCAACGUUAAUGAAAGUAAAACAAAUUGUUUUACUUGAGAGCAAAUGCGAUUCUAUUAAAAUAGUAUAGGGUAAAUACCCUACCUCUUAGAAAGGGCAAACGUGAAAAGAAACUCAAAAUCCAGAGGUUUCAGGAAAGAUAUUUCGUUACAGAAGUUGACCUUAAGAAACAGAAUUCGCCUUACAAAGGAGAGAGGACCAAAUGGCUUACUCGAGACAAAACAAAAAGCAAUACAGAAACAACUGGGUGAGAACUAGACUUCUGACCAUGACUUAUGGAAGCUGUUCUCAGUUCCUCAAAGAGCUUGCCUUUUCUUAUGACUGCUUGGUCCCUGACGGGAGAGGAAGGGGGACAGCAGAGGCGGCAGCAGGGAUGUCCCCGGCUACAAACACUUUUGCUUGCCCCCCAGAAAGUUUUGUAAACCAGCCGUGUAGAGCGCCACCUACAGGCAGGCAUCGGCCGCGUGCGUGCACAGCCAGGAUCCCAAUGAACCCUUCUCCGCAGCCGGUGUGGGCGGAGCCACUCUCCCAUUGGGCAGAUGCGGUGUGGGCGGAGUCACUCCCAUUGGACAGACGCAGCGAGUGCGCCUCACCUAGGCGACAGCGGGAAAGGGGCGCAGGCGAGUCUGACCGCUGGACCGUGGGCUCCGGGUCCACUGUCCCUCGCAGCACUGCUUGCGAAGUGGCCUGUGAACGGAAGGGAAAGUUGAACGGUCCUCAGAAGUGGAUCUCGGAAUGCAUUUUUAUGUCUGCAUCUUAGUCAUUUAUAAGCACUCUCAUGGACAAUAGUUCAAGAAGAAACUAUUUUAAAAGACGAUGCCAAAGAAUUAGUGUCAGUCUUUUCUUCCCUAAGAUGAUUUAGGUCGAUGUUUAUAAAGUCAUCACUUUGUACCUGUCGUCAUUCCUCUUUUGGAAUAAAAACUCACUUAUAUUUGUCUUUUGUACAUAGGAAGCUUCGUGCUCUUUUCUCCAUUUUACUAGUUAACUUAAAGCAAACUAAUGUUCUUGUUUGUUCCAGCAUUAUAAAUAAAACUUAUAAUGCAUUUACUGUUUCUUCAGAGGGUGUUAAGUUACAUCAUUUUGAGGGACGCUGUGUGGCCAGUGGUUUCCAGGGCUACCUGCUUAAAACUCUGGUGACAUGACAGAAGACAGUUUUGGAAAGGAAAGAACAAAUCCAUACAAGUGGGGGCCUAUUAACAUGCGGAAGAACCGCUGAAAGAAGGAACUGGAAAUGGAGAAAACCGCGGCUGAACACACGUGAGGGAGCCUGCCACACCGGAAGGCGGUUUUCGGGGUGCUCUGAGCUUCACCGUGGCUGGGACAGCUGAAAGGGAGGGGGGACCUGGGCUUUCCGUAGGCUGAUUCACAGGAGGGAGUUGGCGCAGAGAAGCCCUUCGGUUCUUCCCAGCUCCUCCUGCCGCACUCUUUGUAGUCCACGGGCCUGGGCAGAAAGGAGCAGAGGUAAGGGCGGGAGGGCGCUGCGUCUAGACUAGAGAAUACAAGUCAGAGUCUGUAAGAGACAGCUGUCUUCCAUUGAAAGCCUUGUAUUUGUUUCUUGACUUUGGA